AUGAAGCAGCUACGCAAGCGUAAGGUCGGCGCGGAGGGCCGCGACCAGCGGCAACAGCCAGGGGCGAAAGGGGGGCGUCGGCGCACGUCGUCGGCCCUCCAGCUGCUGGCGUCCCCGCUGGUAUCGCGGUCGCCGUCGCCGGCUUGGUGCGAGAUGUCGGAGAGGGAGGUGUCCUCCGACGAGGAGGUCGACGGCGGCCCCACCGCGGAGAUGGUCACGGUGGAGUUGUCGUCGACAGAGGAGGACAGCGGCGGUGAGACCGUCACGCCCGUGGUCUCGUCGGAUGAGGACGACGACCGGCGGGCGGCGAAGGCCAGGAGGAGCUAUAGGCAGCUCAGGCGGGCCGUGGCGGGCGGCGAUUUCAUCCGAUGCGGAACGGAGGCUCCGUCGGGGGACCCCGCAGAGGUGGCAGCCAUUGUGGUCAGGCGCCAAUGGACGCUGCGACGGCUGCAGGAGCAGGAGCGAGAGAGGGCGGCGGCGUGGGAGGCGUGGCAAUCGCCACCGCCAUCGGCAAAACUGCCGUCGCCAUCGGCAAAAUUGCCGUCGCCACCGCCGAGACGGCCGUCGCCGCCGUUACCGCCGAAGCUGUCACCGCCUCCUCCGCCGGCGUGGGUGUGGCCACCACGGCCGGAAGGACCGCUGCCGUCAUCAACACCGCCGCUGCCGCGAGGACCGCCACCGUCGCCACCGCUACCGCCGCCGCUGCCGCGAGGACCGCCACCGUCGCCACCGCUACCGCCGCCACUGCCGCAAGGGCCGCCGCCGUCACCACCGCCGCCGCCGCCAGGGUCGCCAGUGGCAAGAAGCACGCCGCCACUGCCGCAAGGGCCACCGCCGUCGGCGCCGCAACCGCCGCCACGACCGCCGAAGCUACUCCGGCAGGUGUCGUGCCCGGAGGCCCAGGCACCGAAGAGGCCCACCUUGCGGAGGACGGUGUCGGUGGAGCCCGCCGGGCGGGAGAUAGCCCUUACGGAGUGUCCGGAGGCGGAGAGGGUCGAGGCGGAGAAGCAGGCCCAACGAGGGAGGACCCAGCGGUGGGCCAAGCUGAUGUGGUCGGAGGGGGCCCGCUACCGCAUUAAGAUGGCGGGCGGGCGGGCCAGGGUGUUCAAAACUAAAUAA
Molecule: messenger RNA, 1119 nt
Organism: Drosophila ficusphila
Lineage: Eukaryota; Metazoa; Arthropoda; Insecta; Diptera; Drosophilidae
Product: WAS/WASL-interacting protein family member 3-like
Exons: 2
Coding region: 1-1119 (372 amino acids)
Source: RefSeq, a predicted model, not a curated record